ACUGCUGCACGAAGAUGGCGGCCGAACUGGUGGAAGCGAUGAACAUGGUCAAAAGUUUCCGGGUCUCAGACCUGCAGACACUGCUGGCCUCAAUGGGCCGCAGCAAAAGUGGGCUGAAACAGGACCUGGUGGGGCGUGCACUGAGGCUAGUGCAGACUGAAUACAGCCCAGAGCUUCUGAAGAACGUCAGGCAGCUCUACGAGUCGCGCUUCCCCAAAACAUCUGGCUGGCUUGCGGCGCGGCGUCCAGAUGGCGUCCCCGUAGCCUACUCAUCCCUCAGCUCCUCCCCCACUGCCACCUCUCAGGGCGCAGACUACCUCAACGGCAUUUCCAAACCGAUCCCCACACCUGCAGCAGAGGUCAAGCUGGUGCCACUGCCCUUUUACCAAACUUUGGAGACACUGUUGUUACCAACAGAGCUAAUUGCCCAGAACAAUGAGAAACUGCAGGACAGUCAAUGCAUAUUUGAAUUAACUCCAAACCAAGCAGACCAGAUCAGAAAUGCAACUGAGCUUCGUCCAGGAAUGAGAUCAAUCCAAGUCGUUCUUAGAAUCUGUUACACAGACUCCAUUGGUGCCCAGGAAGACCAGUAUCCUCCCAACAUUGCUGUCAAAGUAAACCAGUCCUACUGUCAUGUGCCGGGAUAUUACCCUUCUAAUAAGCCUGGUGUGGAGCCCCGCCGUCCCUGUCGUCCUGUAAACAUCACUCCCUGGUUGCAUCUCUCCAGUGCCACCAACAGAGUCACCAUCACCUGGGGAAACUUUGGCAAGCGGUACUCUGUGGCGGUGUAUUUAGUGAGGGUUUUCACUGCAGCAGACCUCUUCAGCCAACUCAAACUCUGCUCCGUGGAAAGUGCAGAACGCUGUCGUGAACGCAUCCAAGACAAACUACGCUUUGACCCAGAGAGUGAAAUUGCGACAACGGGCCUCCGGGUGUCUCUCAUCUGUCCACUGGUGAAGAUGAGGCUCGGUGUGCCAUGUCGAGUUUUAACUUGCGCCCAUCUCCAGUGUUUCGACGCAGUCUUCUUCCUGCAGAUGAAUGAGAAGAAGCCCACGUGGACUUGCCCAGUCUGUGACAAGCCCGCCCCCUUUGAGCUGCUUACUAUUGAUGGGCAACUAUCCGAGAUUCUGAAAGAGACGAGUGAGGAGAUCGAGGAGAUCGAGUACUUGACCGACGGAUCCUGGCAACCCAUCAGAGAUGAGAAGGAGAGGGACAGAGAAAGAGAACGCAGCAACACACCAGAGUAUCCUGUUGUUGAUAUAUGCAUUCCUGAGGCAAACGGCCAUUCACCGGCCCACAGCAGCACCAGCCAGACGGGCAAAUCUGGAAGCGGUUCCGUGGGGGCUGCAGGAGGACCUGCUGGGGCACCGGGAGGAGGCGCGGUGGUAGAUCUGACUCUUGACUCGUCCUCUGAGGAAGAAGGGGGCGGGGCAGGAGGAGACAGUGAGGACACUGAGGACAGCGCCGACAGUCCCGCCCCGAAGAGGGGCCGGUACAACUACGACAAGGACCUGGUCACUGCCUACUGACCCCACAGCUCUGUCCCCUCGUAGACUGACAGACACACACAGAGACAGAGAGGCAGGGGGCUGAAAGGACAGGAACACAGUAAUCCACUAGAUGCAACGACCCUCCCUAAUGCCCCAAACGUCGGAGCCUUUUAGCAGCUCUCUGGUUUGUAUCCGGUCAAAACAAACACACUCAAACAAGCACUGUUAAAUCUUCAAUCUAGAGGGAUUAGGAUUUCCUCUCUGUACUGUACACCACUGGAAGCAACUCUAACUCUUUCUGGCCAACAGUCACCUUGCAGUGAAUAUCUGUACCGUCCUGCCUCUACUUAGAGAGACUGAAUGGAUCGUGCACCACCAACCACCACACCCCCUCCUUCCUCCUCUCUCUCUCUCCCCUCUCCCUC
Molecule: messenger RNA, 1915 nt
Organism: Anoplopoma fimbria (sablefish)
Lineage: Eukaryota; Metazoa; Chordata; Actinopteri; Perciformes; Anoplopomatidae
Gene: pias4a
Product: protein inhibitor of activated STAT, 4a
Exons: 11
Coding region: 15-1529 (504 amino acids)
Biological process (GO): protein sumoylation; regulation of transcription by RNA polymerase II
Molecular function (GO): transcription coregulator activity; zinc ion binding; SUMO ligase activity
Source: RefSeq, a predicted model, not a curated record